CAAUUCUACUGCGAGCUUGAGAGAAACACACCACAACUGAUUGCCCUGUACAGGCAGAAGGCUAAGAGAGCAGAGGCCCUGCAGAGAUCCUCAGGAUUUAUGACCUUCAGACCAACUCCAUCCAUGAUCGGUACUGACAGUUGCAAAGUGAUGUACUAUAGGCCUUCUCCACAAUCAGCUCACCUGCGGUUCUUACCACAGAAUGGUGGGAGAAAAAGUUCAAAACGCGAGCUGUGUUUUUUGGGCAGUAAAACAUGCAGGGUGAUGCAAGCUGGUGUGUGUGCAGCGUUGCGCGGGACAGAACUGAACAACACGAGGUACACCAUCCGACCCUCCGAGGCCUCCCAGUGAACCUGCUAGUGGAUGACUGACGUCUUCAAAACCUGCAAUUUUUCUCAGGGCCUUUUGGUGCUACCCAGCUGUGGCACAACAUCAUCCAGGCCCUGCAAACGCAGGUAGAGGUGCGCCGCUGUAGAAGACAUCUACGUGUUCAUGCUGAAUGUUUCACGGGCUCAGAUGCUGUGGAUGCCGUCCUCAGUUAUUUGAUGCAGAAUGUGGUGUUUUGCACAAGUGAAAUGUCACGUCUCAAAGCUGCUCGACUCUGCCAGGCUCUGAUGGAGGCCAAGGUGUUUGAACCGGUGGGUACAAAGCUGUUUCGCAGAGAUAAAGAAGUGACCUUUGAGGACAGCAGCUGCAGCCUUUACCGUUUCCUGGAAUAUAAAGGGUUACCCAAUUCUGCCAUGAGGGAGUGCAACAAUGACUCAGAAAACAUGCAACCAGAGGAACUGGAGCUAAAGAGGAAGAAGAGCUCCAGGAUGAAGGAACUGAGGACGAUCUCUAAUCCCCUUGCUGUUGGACCAUCGGACAGGAGGGUUGAGAGGCUGCUGAAGACCAUCAACCUGCGACCAACCUUGUCUCCAGCUCUGAACACAACCCCCACUACCUCCACCUUUCUGUCCAAAGCUGUGGUGGAUGAUGUUUGGAAGCAGCAGACACUUCUGCAGUUGCUGCAGAUAGUAGAGUUGCCCAUGCUGGACUGCAUCCUGACCUCUCCUGCCAGGGUUCAGCUCCAGACCUGCAGAGCUCCUCUGGCCACCCAGGACCUGGUUAUCUCUAACACAUGCCUGGAGAGAGAGCUGCCCGACACCCUUAAUCUGCCUCAGUUGGAUGGGUGGCUGUCAGCAGCAGCAGACUGCUUGGAGCUCUUUCCCGACCAGCUGAUUGUGGUUGCAGGUCAACAGCUCAGCCAACAAGGUGGCGAUGCCUUUUCAGAAGGUGACCCAGCAGAGCAGAUGGCAAGCCAAAAGAGACUGCUCUUUGACACCAUUGCCAAGUACUACAGUGGACAGGAGAAAGCUCCACUUCUCUCAGGACGCUAUCUGGACAUACAUGCUGCAAUUCUGAAUUUGCUGGAUGGAGGGAAGGUGCCAGAUGCCAUCAAAGCAUCUCAGUUGUGUUUUCGACUGCUAGAGACGAGCGUGAGAGAUGAACUCAGGAGACUACUGGCCUUUAUGGCAACAGCAGCUCACCCAGAUGCUUGCCGUCUUCAGAAACAGAUUGAUAACAAGGCCUUGGUCUGCCGCACUUUUCAGAGAGCAGUUGUCCAAAAUCAUGAACUGAACCGAUCCCAAAGUGAAACCCUGGUGCUGUUUCUCAUGAACAAUUGCUCUGAGCUUUUCAAGACUCCUACAUCCCUUAUUGAAGCUGUGAGGAGAACAUUGAGGACAAUGCAGCAGGGAAAAGACCCUGACUCAAUUGCCACGUUCACCUUCUGCCAGCAGAUGACGCCACAGGAGUAUGAGGACCAGCGAGAGGCUACCACCCUGGAGAGCCUCAAACAGCUACUUCGUGACAUUUCCUCCAGCAAAACCAUACCUGUCAAGGAGAAGAGGAGGCUGCUCAAAGAGUUUGAAAAACAUCACCCCGUGGUCUUCCUCCAGCAUUUCUCCAGCACCUUCUGAAACGUACAACUGAAGGGGGUAGGGUUAGGUGGUUUGACUUCCUAGGUGCACUUCACGAAGCCUGUUUGUGGUACGGCACUUACACUGAAGAAUGAUAAUAAUUUAAUGUACACCCCUGAGUCUAAGUAAACAUCUUUAUAAAUUUGGAUACUUUAAAAACAUCUCUAAAAACUAUCUUAUCCCACUAAUGUCUAGGUGUAGAGAGGGAUUGACACCUUACAGUAGGUGACUAUAGCAUGGCUGUGGCUUCCCCAAGUUACUUUAAGUCAUAAGAGGCCUUCAGUAGUUGUUUUUCUUUCUGUCCUGUAGCACUGGAUGCAUUAUCUGUCUGAUAAACAUUUAAAGAAGCAUUUUGAGAUAUAAGUCUGUUCAACCUAUAGGCUUAAAUAGAGUUGUGAAUGGUUUUGCACUAGUUUAUAAACGAUGACAUAUUAGCUCAACAAUAAUAUCAGGUGCCUAAACUGUAGUAAUUUUUUUAAAUUUUACAUUAGUUGAUUUUAUAUUGUAAAGAUGAAUAAUGUUCAAAGAGGGCAUUUUCUUUUCUAUGGUAGAUUGUUCUGGCAAUACUGCAGAAUACAUUAUAUGUAAAGUAUAAAAACUUAAAAGGGAAUACUGGACAAAAAACACGAGUUUUAACAAUCUGUUCAACCUGCUGUUUUGAGGCUGCAAUUACCCAACAGCUUGUGGACUAACUGAUAUACUUCUUGCAGAUGUGGACGCUGUAUUUGGAGAAAGCUAAUGGAAAAUGGACAAUGCAACACUAAUGUAGCUGAAUAAGGUUUAACACUGUAAUGCGUUUUUGUUAAGAGAUGAAUACAGAGAUGAAGAUUUUACUAAUUGAAACUAAUAUGAAAUGAAAACAAAGGGUACAAUAAUGUACAAGGAUAUCCUCAGGUUAAUAUAAUAUUUUUUAUUUUAGGGGUUUUAACAUGCUUUUAGUGCCAUCAUCUUGGUCAAAUGUCUUAUAAUUGUAACUUUUUAGGAUUUGACUAAAGGUGGCCAUUAUGCAUUUUGAUGGAUGCAUAAUAAAUACUGAUGGAAUAAUAUUUUAGGCUACUAAUUUAAUUUUUUGGUUAAGCAUGACGUCUCAGCUGGGUUUUAUUCUUUUAAUUCAUGAAGUCAUACAAAAGUAAUUUACAAAUGUCAUUUCAGUCAGCAACUUUUGCUCUUUACAUAUACUGAAAUCAUGUUAUAAUGCACUUUAUGAUGCUGAGACAUGCUUUAUUUUCUGUUGGGAUAAUGAAUUGAAUAAAAGUUGAAUUAAUGUUCUCUCAAAAAA
Messenger RNA from Micropterus salmoides (largemouth bass), 3240 nucleotides. It is a transcript of the gene depdc4, whose product is annotated as DEP domain containing 4. Lineage: Eukaryota; Metazoa; Chordata; Actinopteri; Centrarchiformes; Centrarchidae. The coding region runs from base 546 to 1961 and encodes 471 amino acids. Gene Ontology annotation, biological process: intracellular signal transduction. The transcript is spliced from 11 exons. The record is from RefSeq and is a predicted model, not a curated record.